Molecule: messenger RNA, 4177 nt
Organism: Helicoverpa armigera (cotton bollworm)
Lineage: Eukaryota; Metazoa; Arthropoda; Insecta; Lepidoptera; Noctuidae
Exons: 18
Coding region: 102-3728 (1208 amino acids)
Source: RefSeq, a predicted model, not a curated record
GUUUCGAAAUAUUUGAAAAGUAACGAAAGUACUUGAAGACAUCGAAAUACCAAAACCAAAUAAGAAAUUGUUUUAAAGCUUAUAGUGUUGUGAAUGUGAAGAUGGAUAAUCCACUGACUCCCAACAAAAUACAAAGGCUAAUACAUUUGGCUGAAGAUAAAUCCUUUAAUAUGCCGAGACGCCUACUGCUCACUGAUGAUGACUUGAAACGUUUGGCUUCAAAUCAAGCAUCCAUGAACAGAUCGAACAUCAAUAAUUGUGAGUCUUCUUCUGGCAUUUUGGAUUUAGAAAGAGUUGAAGGCUUUGGGGAGUCUGGAAUGGGAGACUUUUCUCUUAGCAAAUCUACAGCGUUCAAUCCUGGUGAAAUGACUGGUAGAUCAACAGGGGCUGAUGACUUCAAGGCAAUGCCUUUGGGGCGCCAUUCCAUAGCUUUAGAAAGUCUCACCAGCCAAAUGGAUAAGCAGACUUCUGAGAUUCAGGAUAUUAUGAGACAUUCCAUUGCUACUAAUUAUUCUUUUCAUUCCAAGAGAGAUCUCACAGCUGAUGAAGCGUCAUUGAUAGUGCGUGAAGCACCACUACCUGUUCCAAGCAGCACACAUACAAACUUUGCUGAAAGCAUGUCGAUGAACAACUCAAACUUAUCAGUUGGUGCAUAUUUUAAGAACAGAUGUCCAGAGUUUGGUAAACUACUUAGCAAAACAGAUAGUCCAGACAGGUCUUAUAUGCCCAGCAUUACUGAAGUGUCCGGUGCCCACUCAAACUCAGUAUUAUCAGAUAAGAACCCAGGUCACAAAAUUGACCAUACAUUAGACUGUGUUCCCGUUCGACAGCCACGCAACAUAAUGGACAGUUUCCCAGAAACACAGAAUAAUGUUCAGACACAAGCGGAAAGUACCUUUACAUUGCCAAAAUCAGAGAUAUCGAAUGAACCAUCAGGUAGCAGUGCUCCUGAAAGACAAAAUCCAUUUUUCAUGAGCCAAGUGCCAGAUAAACCGAAGUAUGUUCAAAUGUCUUUAAACUCAGUUUCACCACAAAAGAAUAUUCCGGUACCUGCUCGGGAAACUGAUUUGCUUCUAAAGAAUUUGCAAGCUUCUUUGAGAUUGGUUAGUGAAGAUACUGAAGGUUCGGUCGAGAAUUCUUUGAGUAUUUCUAGAAUUGCUGAUUAUCUUGGCAAGCAAUCCAAUGUGAGUGUAACAGACAUGCUGCAACUAAACAACAGAAAGAAACAAAUAAACAAGAAACAGCCCCUCUCUGAGUUGCACAUGAACGUUCUAGAACCUAAGAAGAAUAACAAGGAGUUUCAAGUCACAAAUUUAAAAGACACACUAAAGACUGAGACAGCUAGCUCAUCCGGAACUGUAAAUACUGUCAUAUCACAGGACAAAUAUAAACUACAUACAGAGACAGAAGCCCCAGUAGUAGUAGUUACUCAAAAUUUACAGACUAAUGAGCAAUUAAUUGAAAUUGAUGAUACCAAGUCUAAGAAAAGUGCGAGAUCUAAAUCUCCUUCAAGCAAGAGUCAUUCUACUUUGAGCACUGUUCAUGAGAACUUUACAAGUUUCAAAUCUGCUGACAGUCCUUUACAUACAAGCAAAGGCGAGGCCAAUACAUCACAAUAUGUUCCUUCCCCAAAUACCGUAUAUAAAGAGUUAGAUAAGUCUGUAGAUUGGCACGAAGUAAUGCAACAGAAACGUUUGAAACAGGAGAGCUUAGCUAAAGAGCAAUGGGUAGAUAUAGCAGCUACUGCUGCCGAUGGAUAUGUUGGCGUCACUUGUGCGAUAGUAAUAACAGUGACAACAUUAUCAGAUAGUUGGCUAACUGCUAAACUACAAUUCGAAGAUUUACCAAACGAUGGCAGAGACCUUACAAUCGAACUACCACGGAUGCCUCUGCUGUUAUCUCCAGGGAAAUCUGAAAAAAUAACCCUAUACAUUACUUCCAACGUGGAACUGAACACUACAUUGAAUUUUACCAUGGACUUGAAAGAUGCGUCCAUUGACGGGGAUAUUGAGCAGACAGGAGAUGUUGCAGUUAACAUUGUAAUGCCUGUGAUCCAAGCUAUGUCUUGUGACGGAGUUAAUAAGAUCACGUUCCCUCCUAUUCAAGAGAACAGCUCUCUCAUAAAAUCCUUUGUGCUCAUAAGCGAUUGUCCCACCGAUCUGCAGUUGGUACUGUCGGUCGUUGAAGGCGACAGUAUUUUUGCCAUCAAAAGUGUCCAGGAGAUAAAGAAAGCUGAUGUGAACAAGGUACUGAUGGACCGUCAGGGAUCUGGUGAUGAUGGACAGCAACAAGGGAAGAAUAAGAGCAAAGGAAUAAACAAGCAGCUUUGCAGGUUGACCAGUGGCAAUGCUAUUAGAGUCACUGUGAAGUUCAAUGCGCCCAAGUUACAGGAUAUUCAAAUAGCAGACUCAAUAGUGACAUUCAACGGAUUGAUGAGCGUGAAUCUAUUAGGAGUGAACACUGUACUGAGGAAGGUAGAUCUGAUUGGUGUCGUUGGAACCGUGAAUCUCGUGAUGAAGCCAGCAGUUGAUAAGCUGCAACUGUCUAAUGAACCAAUAAACAUAGAUUUAUUCAACAAUGGCUCAAUUUCCGGCAUCUGGAUAGUCAAGUUCAAAACGAACUCCCCUGCCGACAUUUUUCCGUUCAAGAUAGCGCCGUCUAAGUUCGAGAUCCGACCUGGCACUGCGAAGACUGUUAGCUUGAUGUAUACCGGCCCAGGAGAAGGGGUUUGUGAAGCCACUCUAAUUUUCGAAGACAUCACAUCUGGUAACAAGACAACUUUAGAAAUAUGUGGAGGUGCAGAGAAGCCGAAAUCUUUCCCUAUAAAGACGAACUAUUGUUCAAUGUCGUGGGUCCGCGCCGGUCGUAAGGAACUGAGCUUGAAGAAUGCUUCGAACAAGAAGGUUUACGUGCGAUGUCAGAUUAUUGGCGAAGGAUUUGCAGUAGACUUGCCGCGGGAGUCGCGAGGCAUAUACUGCGUGCCUUUCGGGCCGUGCGAGUGUCGCCCGCUACCUAUCGUGUUCGCGCCAACCUCUAAUGCACCUCAUAAAGCGACUCUACAUUUAGUGUAUGAAAAGAACAAUGAUUAUUCUAGAAAGAUCUUGCUGUACGGAUGCGCGAGCGGCGACUCGCUGCGCUGGUCGGGGCUGGUGACGUACGGCGACACGGCGCUGGUCCGCGCCGUCAGCCGCAUGCCCAUCAACUUGGAGCUCUACAACAAAUCCACCACGCCGGCCUUUGUUUGCGCUAGAGUGCAUUUUAAUCUGCAAUACAUGUGCAUAUCAUCGAGCGCGGAGUUGUCGGGCGGGCGGCACGUGGUGCGUGGCCGGGCGCGGCACGCGGUCACACUGCGCGUGGACUGGUCCCGCGUGGAGCGUCGCGCGCGGCAGGCGGGGGCGGCGUCGCUCGCCACGCUCACGCUGCUCACUGGCGCCGAGUACACACGACGCAGGAUACUCAAGAUCAUCCGUGACGAAUCAAAUGGGGAGCUGGAUACUUCCCUUUUACCAGAUCACCUGAAAGUAUUAGCAGACAAGUUUGACGGAGAAGAUGAAUCUAUGGAUGCUCAAAUAGCGGACUUCAAAGAAACUAAGGCGUCACUGAACGAACUCAUAGGCGGUCUGCAGGAACUGACCGCUCAAAUAGAUCUUCCACAAGACUUCGCAGAGGAAAACACCAUUAUCAUCACUGACGAUACAGUAGUUGAACAUCACACUCUUUGUGAUUGAACUAUAAUAUUGAUAUCACGAUUUUUUAUGUACUUACUCGUGAGGAAGCAAACUUUAUUACGCUUCAGUGCCAAACACGUGUUGCACGUCACAAAGCGUAAAUGGUUAGAUAAGUUUUAAUGAAGUAUUAAUAACAAGCGUAAAAGGUCACUGAAUUAUGUCUCUUUGACCUCUCUAUAGUAUUCGUCUCGUAAAUUGAAGGACUAUGGCUAAUGUUUUCCUGAAGUGCCGUGAGUCCUGGGAAAGUGCGUUGUUUUAAGUUUUAAAUUGCUUAGUUGGGUAUGUUAUGUUAUUCAGUAUUUAAUUAUUAGUAUAAUAAUGUAAUUUCUUGAACAAAUAUCUGAUCUGAAUUACUAUAAGUCCGUCCUAAAAGGCCUUCAAGAUUCAAGUUAUUGUGAUAUAUUCAGAAAAGUAUGAUUGUGUAAUAAUAAUAAAAAACUAUUUUAAUU